Molecule: messenger RNA, 829 nt
Organism: Klebsormidium nitens
Lineage: Eukaryota; Viridiplantae; Streptophyta; Klebsormidiophyceae; Klebsormidiales; Klebsormidiaceae
Source: the annotation of a GenBank genome assembly
AUGGGCGGGGCAAGUAGAGUGCGCGCGCCGAUGCGCCCGCGCCCAAAUGCCCGUUCGUUGACGGGUCAAGGGAACCUGGAGGCGGCGGGGCGGCAAACGGAAGAAGACAGAGGCAGGCGGAUUUGUUGCACCGGGCAAGGAAGAGAAAGUGCAGGGCUUCGGAUCAGGGCCUGGGGGAACGGCGAGGGCUGUACCGGCCUCCAAAGGCCGCCCGGAAGAGUGACCCGGGCGCUGAGGGCCGGCUCCGGAAUCGGAGGGGUGGCGCCGGAUCCGUCAUUAGACGGUGCGGAAUCCAGGUCCAGAUGAUUGACGGCGCGGCCGCUGACGACCAGAGCUUACCUGCGGCGCUAUCGCCAAUGAAGCUCCUCGACACAGGCGGCCAGGCUCCCGGAAGGAUCGUUGCGGCCAGUAUAACGGCCAAACAUGACAGGACACGUGUUGAGGCUCGUAAAUUCCUAGCUAGGGUAGACUUUGCGCAUCAGGGGUGCAUCCAUUAGCCGCUCGGAAAUUCUUGGUCCAGGUAGGCGGGCAAGCCGCCCCCAAUCCAUAAUUGGUCUAUGCUCGCAAACAUAGCAUUUUGCACGGAGUACAUGAGUCUUCCGCAGACCGCAUGGCAGUUGGCCGCGUAAACUUGAAAGGCGCUUCAAGUUGCAAGGCGUUUUCUUUGAGUACCGCCAUAUGCACCGGCGCUGCAGCCACGUACCACAUGCAAACCGGACCAUAUUUAGUGAUCAUUGGGUGAGUCCUGUCACUUGGGACCACGUCUGCUAAUAUCUUAGCCUGGACAUUAUACGUAUUUCAGCGUCUUGUCUGUUGCCAGUUAAUUGCC